GCGGAGGAGAAAAGAGGAAGAGGAAUAGAGACCGAAACCGAAACCGAAACGAGAAGCAAAGAAGGACUGACGUUGGAAGAAAUAUCAAAGCUCAGAGCACAAGCGCAGCAAAGGAGUAAUGAGGCGAUAAGGGCUGCUGAAGAGAGGUACACACAGGCUUUGCAAUCGGUGAAGCAAGGGCUGAGCACUGCGGUCGAGCAGGCCUCCGAAAAAGCACAGGCUGCAAAGGACAUUGCCCUAGAAAAGGGUCAGGCUGCAAAGGGAACUGUCCUGGAGAAGGGUCAGACUGCAAAAGAAGUUGUGCUAGAGAAGGGCCAGGCUGCAAAGGAAACUGUCCUCGAGAAGGGUCAUGCUGCAAAAGAAGUUGUCGUGGAGAAGGGACAGCAAGGCGGGGCUGCAGCGAAGGAGGCGGCGGAGAAGGCCAAGGACUACACCCUGCAGAAGGCGGCGGAGGCCAAGGAUGUCACUGUGGAGACCGGCAAAGAGGCUGCGGAGAAGGCGGCGAAGGUGGCAGUAACCGUGAAGGAUAAGGCGACGGCUGCAGGGUGGACCGUGGCGCAUUACUCCACGGAGAAGACGGUGGAGGGGACAAAGGCGGCGGCCAGAGUUGUGAAAGAUGCCGCAGAGUAUGCGGGGCAUAAGGCCGUGGAGAUUGCAAAGAAACCAUUGGUUGCUGCCAAGGAUGUUGCUCUGUCGGCGGGGGAGAGUGCCAAGGAGUAUACUGCUAGGAAGAAGGAAGAGGCACAGAGGCAGUUGGAAGAGAAGCAGGGGGCUGCGGAGAGACAGGAAACGGAGAGUAGUCAUUACGAAGAGAAGAAAGAAGAAAUAGCACCAGCUCAUCAUGAAAAAGAAACAGAAGAGACCAAAGUAGAGAAAGAAUAUGAUCAGAGCACACAAUCAUCUGAUCAUGAUAGUGGGAACAUAAGAAAAGAAGCCUCCAAGUCUAGCAGUACUAGUGUGCUAGGAGCCAUCGGAGAGACACUUGUGGAGAUUGCGCAGACGACAAAGGAUCUCGUCGUUGGGGACGGCGAAAACCGACAGCGGAAACGAGAAACGAGUGAAUCAUGAGUCAAUUGUUGUUGUAUGAAUUAUAACUUAUGGUCCUAAAAGUUGUUUUGGGGUGUUUUUCUUGUUUUGGUUCGAAUAAUCUUGAGUUUUUACCAUGACUCGGGACCACCCUUUGUGUAAUUUAUCUAGCUUGCUCAUGUUAUAAUAGUCCAGUUUGUUAUAUCAUUGAUGCUUUUAUUUCACACCACGCUAUAGUGAUUGUCACGCUCACUAAAGUUUAGCACCACAUUGAGAGGCCAUCACCUCACUUUGGAAUUGCCGAAUCUUCUAGACCGACGGAAAGUAAAAGACAAGUCAACCCCACUCUUCCAACUAAAGCAAAGCAAUUCUCAAGCCAUUAUUGAGCUGAUAUUAUCAACCCAACGAAAAACACGGUUGAUAGUUGGAACAAAACACUGUAGUCUAAGAGCGCGCGCGCGCACACACAAAAACCAUCGGAUGACAUUGUUUUUUU
This is a messenger RNA of Morus notabilis, 1522 nucleotides long. RefSeq names its product seed biotin-containing protein SBP65. Lineage: Eukaryota; Viridiplantae; Streptophyta; Magnoliopsida; Rosales; Moraceae. The annotation marks the transcript as partial. The transcript has 2 exons. The record is from RefSeq and is a predicted model, not a curated record.